Messenger RNA from Pestalotiopsis fici W106-1, 1293 nucleotides. RefSeq lists its product as uncharacterized. Lineage: Eukaryota; Fungi; Ascomycota; Sordariomycetes; Amphisphaeriales; Sporocadaceae. Gene Ontology annotation, biological process: fungal-type cell wall organization. The coding region runs from base 1 to 1293 and encodes 430 amino acids. The transcript is spliced from 2 exons. The record is from RefSeq and is a predicted model, not a curated record. Gene Ontology annotation, cellular component: cell surface; fungal-type cell wall.
AUGAAGUCCACCAUUAUGAACCUCGCCUUCGCGGCGUCGAUUGCUGCCGCUCAGCCCCACAACCAUGGACAUGGCCACUUCCACCAGAAGAAGGGUACGCCUGUCGAGAAGCGCGAUGCCGAUGUUGUCACCACCGUUGUUCCCGCUACCAUGACUGCCUACAUCCUCGGCGACCAGGAGGUUAGCGCCGACGAGGCCAAGGCUGGAAUCGAGAACGGUCUCUACGUUGUUGUUGGCGAGACGACUCCCACUUACACCCCCGAGGUCGUCUCCAGCACCCUCAAGGUCGAUGCCGCCUUCUUCCAAAAGACCUCGGCCAGCUCCAGCUCCACCAGCACGUCCAGCUCCUCGUCCUCGUCCACCAGCACCUCUACUUCCUCUGCCGUGACCUCGACUUACGCCGCUGCUACCACCACCAAGUCUUCCAGCAGCUCUACUGCUACUGGUGUCACUGCCGACUUCCCUGAUGGCGAACUUGACUGCAGCACCUUCCCAUCCGACUACGGUGCUGUUGCCGUUGAUUGGCUUGGCACUGCCGGCUGGUCCUCCAUCCAGCAGGUCCCCGGCUUCGACUUCAGCCUCGACAGUGUCAUCUCUUACAUUGUUGCUGGAGUCAGCGGCGACUCCUGUACCGAGGGAUCCUUCUGCUCGUACGCCUGCCCUGACGGCUACGUAAAGUCCCAGUGGCCUACUGCCCAGGGCUCCACCGGCCAGUCCGUUGGUGGAUUGUACUGCAACAGCGAUGGAAAGCUCCAGCUUACUCGCUCCGAGUACAGCACUCUCUGCCAGCCUGGCUGCGGCGGUGUCAGCAUCGUCAACAACCUCAGCUCCGACGGCGCCGCUGUCUGCCGUACCGAUUACCCCGGUAGCGAGUCCAUGGUUAUUCCUCUCUGGACCGAGCCCGGCAACACCUACACCCUGACCAACAUCGAGUCCAGCUCUUACUACGUCUGGCAGGGCUCUUCCACCACUCUCCAGUACUACAUCAACCCCAAGGGCGUAGCUCUGGAGGACGCCUGUGUCUGGGACUCCACCACCAACCCCGACAGCGCUGGAAACUGGGCCCCAAUCAACGUCGGUGUCGGUAAGAACUCCGCGGGCAUGACCUACUUGUCCAUCUUCAACAACUCCCCGACCUCGACCGCCACUUUGGACUUUGAUGUUGUCAUUAGCGGUGACAUCAGCGGAGAGUGCUACUACAAGUCCGGUAGCUACCCCGAUGGUGACACUGGCUGCACUGUUGCCAUCAGCGACGGCGGCUCUGCCACCAUCACUUUCGAGGACAGCUCGUAA